UUGCCUAUCUCUCAGUGGACUACCUUGUCCACUGAUAACAGAUAUCUAUCUCACAUACUAUAUCUUUUCUUCACCUGGGAUCACACCCUCAGUCACAUCAUACCCCGAACUGUGUUUUUACAAGAUCUCAACGCAGGCCCAAUGGAACCAGCAAGGUUAUGUUCAAUAUUUCUUGUCAAUUCUCUAAUUGCUGUUUCUCAUAUUUUCAUAUCGCAAGGAGUAUCAUCACAGCAAGCCCGGGAUUUACGCUUCAGAGGUCGUAUGUUUGCAGACGAAGCCCUACGGGUGCUUGAAGAUGAACGGCAGCGCCCGUCAAUAACCCUGCUGCAGGGGUUGAUUGUGCUCUGG
Molecule: messenger RNA, 348 nt
Organism: Fusarium redolens
Lineage: Eukaryota; Fungi; Ascomycota; Sordariomycetes; Hypocreales; Nectriaceae
Exons: 2
Source: RefSeq, a predicted model, not a curated record